Molecule: messenger RNA, 537 nt
Organism: Oppiella nova
Lineage: Eukaryota; Metazoa; Arthropoda; Arachnida; Sarcoptiformes; Oppiidae
Source: the annotation of a GenBank genome assembly
AUGUUUGCAUUUGAGUGGAAUACCAGUUCCUUGUCGUGUAGUUUCCGUAAUAAAGAGAUCGUCGAUAUUGUGAACCUCGAGAUUAAUCAAGACUUAGAGGACAGGGAUGUGAAGAAUGAGAGCAGAAAUUCUGGUGAAAUAGACUUCACGGGAAGAUAUAAAAUGAUGAAAAGCGAGAAUUUCGACAAAUUUCUCGAAGAACUUGGCGUCGGAUUCCUUCAGCGGACGAUUGCCAACAGAGCUCAUCCCGACUACGAGAUCACCAGAAAUGGAGACACAUAUAAACUGAAGACUAUUUCUGAGUUUAAGACAUCUGAGAUUAACUUCAAACUCAAUGGCGAAGAGUUUGAAGAGAACCGUUUGGAUGGACUCCGAGUGAAGGCAACUAUUGUUCAAAAGGGAAACAAAUGGAUUCACAAACAGAUUAGUGACAGGAAUUUGGUGACAAUUAUUAGGGAAUUCAAAGACGACACCAUUCGGGUCACCGGUGCUCUCAAUAAUGUAGCUUUUGUUAGGAUUUAUAAGAAAGUCAAAUAA